Molecule: messenger RNA, 501 nt
Organism: Papaver somniferum (opium poppy)
Lineage: Eukaryota; Viridiplantae; Streptophyta; Magnoliopsida; Ranunculales; Papaveraceae
Product: F-box protein At3g07870-like
Exons: 1
Coding region: 1-501 (166 amino acids)
Source: RefSeq, a predicted model, not a curated record
AUGGAAGACGGGGUAUUUAAAGAAAUAUCGCAACCUGAAGAGAUAAAGGAUUUCAGUUACAGAUUUGUUGAUGUGUUGAGAGGUUACCUUUGCUUGCUUUGUAGUGUUUCCGAUACGAAAUUUGAGAUAUGGGAGAUGAAAGAUUACGGAGUGAGGGAGAGUUGGUCUAAAGUGUUCAAAAUUGACCAGCAACAACUUACUACGACAAUGGGUAUUCGAUUAUGUAAAUACAUAAGGAGAGUUGUAUCUUUAAAAGAUGGAGAAAUCCUGUUGGAGAUGAUAGUGAAGGAUGGACGACAUGGUUGGUAUUGUGAAAGUGUUAAUGUUGUGAAAAUUCACUUGGAUGAGACGAAAAGAAGCCAAAAUAGAAGAGGGUAUGAAUACAUGAAGAAUAUCUUUCAGAUGGAGGCUUACACGGAGAGUCUAGUUUCAGUUAACUCGGGUACAUUUGUUUGGAAAGAACAAAAAGCUACAGGGUUGAAGAACUUUCAGAUCUCUUAA